CCGCGCCCGCCCCGCGCUGCAUGGACUGGUACAUGAUGAACUGCGAGCUGCUGGCCACCUGCAGCGCCCUGGGCUACCUGGAGGGCGACGUGUACCACCGCGAACCCGACUGCCUCGAGAGCGUGAAGGAUCUGAUCCGGUACCUCCGGCACGAGGAUGAGAGCCGCGACGUGCGGCAGCAGCUGGGAGCAGCGCAGAUCCUGCAGAACGAUCUGCUGCCGCUGCUCGUUCAGUACCCGCAGGACCGGACCCUUUUCGAUGCCGUCGUCAGGCUGAUGGUGAACCUGACGCAGCCGGCGCUGCUCUGCUUCGGCAAAGUGCCAUCGGAUGCCACCGCCCGGCACCACUUCCUGCAGGUGCUGUCCUACCUGCAGGCGUACAAAGAGGCGUUCGCCAGUGAGAAGGUGUUUGGGGUGCUGAGCGAGAAGCUGUACGAAGUGCUGCAGCUGGACUGGGAGCAGAGGCAGGAGGAGGACACGCUGCUGAUCGAGCGGAUCCUGCUGCUGGUGCGCAAUGUGCUGCACGUGCCCCCCGACCCCUCUGCGGAGCAGGGUGUGGAUGGCGAUGCCAGCAUGCACGACCGCGUGCUGUGGGCUCUGCACAUCAGUGGCAUGGACGACCUGCUCAAGUUCCUGGCCAGCGCGCCGGCUGAGCAGCAGUGGGCUCUGCACGUCCUCGAGAUCAUCUCCCUCAUGUUCCGUGACCAGGUGAGCCUGGCAGUGCUGGGACAGGGGCGGGCAGGCGCGGAGUGCGGGGAGGACACGCAGGAGCUGCAGAGUCUGCGGCAGCGGGAACAAGCAGAGCAGAGAGCACGGGUGCUGCAGCGUCCAUCCAGGCACUCCCGUUUCCGUGGUUCCUAUGUCAUCCAGGGGCUGAAGGCCAUCGGGGAGCACGAUGUUGUCUUCCAUAAGGGGCUGCACAACCUGCAGAGCUACAGCCACGACCUGGGCAAGGAGACGCGCCGGGUGCCGCGGCGUCGCUGGGCCCCCCCUGCCGGGACCCCCCGGCGCUCCGCCCGCAACGUCCGGCUCUUCCUGAGCUGCUUCUGCCAGGACUUUCUGGAGGAUUGCUACAACCGCCUGAUGCUGCUGGUCAAGGACCAAUUGCUGCGGGAGAAGGCACAGCAGCACGAUGAGACCUACUACCUGUGGGCCACCGCCUUCUUCAUGGCCUUCAACCGUGGCCGGGGAUUCCGUGCUGAGCUGGUGUCGGAGACGGUGAGCGUGCGUGCCUUCCACUUCAUCGAGCAGCACCUCACCAACUACUACGAGAUGGCGCUGAUGGACAAGAAGGAGGCGGCCACCUGGGCGCGCAGGAUGCACCUGGCCCUGAAGGCGUACCAGGAGCUGCUGCGCACGGUGCAGGAGAUGGACCGCUCCCCAGAGCCAGCGGUGCGGGACAGCAGUCAGGUCAUCAAGAACCACAUCUUCUAUCUGAUGGAGUACCGGGAGCUGCUCCUCGCGCUCUUUCGGAAGUUCGAUGAGACGAAGCAGCCUCGUGCCUUCCUGCGGGACCUGGUGGAGACGGCGCAUCUCUUCCUGCAAAUGCUGGAGCGCUUCUGUCGCGGCCGCUCCGGCCUCGUGGUGCAGAGCAAACGCGUGAGGAGGAAGAAGAAGCCCCGUGUCCCUGCAGCGCCGCAGCCGCCGGGCGCAGCGGAGCUGGAGGAGCUGUGGGCAGCGGUGGCCCCGCAACUCCAGGACUGCCUGCAGGUAGGGACAGGCCCUGCUGUGAGGGGGUGUCCACAGGGUGGCCCACCCCCUCCCCCCGAGGCUGAGGAGCCGGAGGAGCCUGAGGAAGAGGAGGAGGAAGAGGAGGAGGAGGAAGAGGCAGUGCGGGUGUCGGAGAAGGAGUUCAAUUUCAUGGACUACCUGAAGCGGUUUGCCUGCGUGCCCGUGGUCCGUGCCUGCACGCUGCUGCUGCGGGGCUACGCACAGAACAGCGCCCGCACCAACCACUGUGCUGCACGGCUGCUGCACCGCCUGUCCCGGCAGCUGCGCAUGGAGGCACUGCUCUUCCAGCUCUCCCUCUUCACCCUCUUCCAACGCCUCCUCAGCGACCCCGGCGCCCACCAGGAGCUGGUGGCCUUGGCCAAGUUUAUCCUGGGUAAGUUCUUCACGCUGGCAGCCACCAACAAGAAGGCAUUCGUGGAGCUGCUCUUCUGGAAGAACGCUACGGCUGUGCGGGAGAUGAGUGAAGGCUACAGCUCCCUGAGGGAUGGGGAGGGGGCUGGAGCACGCCGGACCCCCGCCUGGAGCCCACAGGAGGAGCAGGCGCUGCGGGAGCUGUUCUGGAAGUAUAAGGAGGCAGAAGGUCAGGACAUCAUUGCCUCCAUCCUGGCGGAGCUGCCUGGCCGCACACGGCGACAAGUGGUGCAGCAGUUGGUGCGCAUGGGGCUGGCGGGCAGCGCCAGGGACUUCCCACGGCCAAGGAAGGGAACCAAUAUUGUGCUGUGGACGGAGGAGCAGGAGCUGGAGCUGGAGCGGCUCUUUGAGGAGUUCAGGGCAUCGGAUGACAUCCUGGGGAACAUCAUGAAGAACCUGACGGCACGGCGCUCGCGGGCGCGCGUGGUGGAGAAGCUGCUGGCAAUGGGGUUGGUGGCAGAGCGCAAGGAGCUGCACAAGAAGCGCCGGAGGAAGAGCUGCGGCCCCCAAAUGGGUGAGGCAGAUGCUGCAGCAGUUUCAGCCCAUAACAGCUCUGCUGAGGACAGCGAGGAGGAGGAAGAGGAGGAGGAAGAUGAAGCAGAGGAUGACCCCGUGGAGGAGCCCUGGGACCCCAAGGAGGGGACGGGGCUGGCCCUGGUGCAGCGCCUGCAGCAGGAAGGGCUGGAUGGGCCCCUGCGGUGGCUGCAGAACUGCCUGAGGAGGACGGCGCGGGACCGUGAGACGGAAGGUGAGCAGGGCUGGGGGGCACAGGGCUGGAGAUGGGGAAGGGGCCGGGCUGACA
Molecule: messenger RNA, 2943 nt
Organism: Meleagris gallopavo (turkey)
Lineage: Eukaryota; Metazoa; Chordata; Aves; Galliformes; Phasianidae
Source: RefSeq, a predicted model, not a curated record